Lachancea dasiensis is the source of this 699-nucleotide messenger RNA. Lineage: Eukaryota; Fungi; Ascomycota; Saccharomycetes; Saccharomycetales; Saccharomycetaceae. The record is from the annotation of a GenBank genome assembly.
AUGGGAAAGCUUGACGACUAUGUGCCGAUGAUUGACGCAAUUUUAAGUGCCUCUAAUCCAGAUGAAGUUAGUGCGAAAAGAAUUCGCAAGGCGAUUCAGGAGCUUUUUGCCGUGGAUCUAGAGCCCCAGAGAAAGAAGGUCAACGCCUUGAUAGUUGAAAGGUUCGAUCAAAUACAAGAAUCGAGAACCCAGAUCUCCCAUCAAGACUUGGUAGAUAAGGAUGUUGCAGUAGCUGACAAGCUCCUCGAAAAGGUUAAUGGGAGCAGCUCAAGAUCGAAAUCCAAUGGGAAAAUAUCCAAGCCCCGUAAAAAGCGGAAGGCUAGUGAGGCAGGAAACGCUUUGAGUCAAAACAAAAUGCUGCUCAGUCCAGAACUGCAAGAGCUGGUAAAAGAGCCCGAAAUGGCACGCACUCAAGUGGUAAAGAAGAUAUGGGAAUACAUUAAAGAGCACAACCUGCAAAAUCCCGCAGAUCGUAGAGAAAUCUUAUGUGACGAAAAGCUAAAACCAGUAUUUGGUGACAAAACUACGAUGUUUGCUCUUAACAAGAGUUUGUCCAGGCACAUUUUCAAUUCCCAAAACAAAGAUCAACAGUCCUUGUCCUCGGCCGAAGACUUAACAGCCGAGAACUCUGCAUCUGGCCGAGGAUCUCCUAAGAAACUACCUUCGGUUGAUGAAAGCACAUCUGAAGCUGCCGACUGA